AUGCUGGUGAAGGUCUUCGCUGGCGGCAACGGGCGGCUGGGCAACAACAUCGGCCAGCUGCUUCAUGGCCUCGCCUUCGCGGUCCGCAGUCACGCCGACAAGGUGCAGCUCGUGGCAUCCGGUGGGCAGCUGCCGCAGAUCUUUCAGUUCAAGAACCUGACCGUAGACCUGCCGGACGCCGGCAGCGAGCGCGGCAAGAUACCCAAGGAGUGCACUGACACGGCCAAUGGUGCCAGAAUGAAGAAGGAGCCGAAUACUUACGCCAGCGGGUUUUGGACCACCCGGUGCUUGGGGGUGCCUGCGAAGGAGUAUCACAACUUGGCUUUGCAGUAUAUUUGGCCACUUCUCAAGCAAGAGGUGCAGAGCUGCUUGCAGCAAGAUGAGCCUAGCAAGCGCCUGGUGGUACAUUUGCGGGGGCAGGAUUUAUGGAACAUGAACGAGUUUGAGCAGACGCCCAAGGGGCCGAUCAAGAUGGAGGCCGGUGCGCACCAUUGGCUUUGGGCCAACCCUCCGUGUACCAUGUACGAGAAGAUCAUCCGGGAGGAAAACUUCCAGGAGGUCCUGGUGGUCACCUCACCCGACAUGCGCCACGCCUGCGUGGCCUGGUUCCAGAAUUUGAACGCCUCUCUGGACGUCAAAGUUACGGUCCAGGCCAAGUCCCUGGCAGAGGAUUUCUGUACCCUGGCGCAGGCCAAGCACCUGGUCCUCUCCUUCUCCACGCUGUCCAACGCGGCGGCGGCGUUGAGCAAACGCCUGGAGAAGGUCUAUGUGCGGCAGUUCGCCCACAACUCCCUGCUGAACUGCCAGGUGUGGCCCGGGGUUUCAGUGGUGCAGUACGCCAUGCCGAUUACGGAGCAGCACCAUGAACCCUACAACAACACCUACGCGGGCGUGAUCGAAUGGUUCACCACCUACAACAUGAGCAGCAUCACACGUGGAAUCGUUUUUAAAGCAUGCCAACGCCCCAUCCAUUUCUUUCACGCCGCGAUGCUGCCGGCCUCGUGGCCCGCCGGCGUUCCGCCGGCGCGUUUCGGGGCCGCGGCCUUUGCCGCCGCCCCGAGAACCGACGGCCUUCGCCGAAGCGGGAUGUGCGGCCUGGCGGUGCUGGCCCCGCUGGCUGCGACAAGUUCCCUGAUCCGUCGCCGUGCUGUGCGGACAGAUGAGCACAGCAAGGCCGUGUCAGCCUGGUUGGACCGCUUCGUCUUGCAGGGCAACUACUGCCCCUGGGCCAAGCCUGCUCAGAAGCGGCGAGGCAUACGCAUCGUGUCCUCCACGGAGACGGAGCCGGAGGAGGUCUUCGAGGAUCUCCUGGAUGAGGCAGAGGGCUUGCCCAUGGGCCCUGCUGAUGAGGGUGAGCCCAGCACCACCCUGCUGGUGUGCCCCUAUGUGGAAGAGUGGAAGAGCUAUGGGCCCUUUCGAGACUUCUAUGAGGAAGACUUGCUGGGGGGCAGUGUCCUUUUGGACGACUUCGACAUGAAGGUCAUAGCAUUCCACCCGGAAUACCUCAAGUAUGGUUUCUCCGUGGAAGCUGGCGACCGGAUCGCGAUUGCCAACAUGGAUGGCUCAGCCAGUCACGCAACAGUUCUGGAUGAGGAAGGAGGCCUCCACCCGGAGGAUGGGGAGGAGCUGCUGGACGUACGCCUCGACGAGGGCGAGGAGUGCUUGGUGCGCUACAGCAGCAUCAUCACCAAGCUCGCCACCAAGCAGGGGGCGGAGGUGCCCAGCGACGACCGCAGCGGCGAGGCGGCGAACUUGCUGUCGCGGGCACCGCGGCCGGUGCUCCACCUGCUGCGGAUGGAGGAUUUGGAUGCCGCUGGCUUGGCGUCCCGGGCAGCUACUGGGCCCAACAUUCAAGGCGUUCUGGAGGAGAACGCGGUGAGGGCCGGCAAGCUGGGACUGCAGGGCAUGGCAGCGCUGUUGCGACAAUGCGGCUGACCUUUGGGCGUUUGCGAGGCCAAUGGCAGUGAGAGGUGGUGCUGUGGUCAUCUUCGAAAGAGAGAGGGACGUUGUACCCUGGAGAUGGGUCGCCAAAGAUGGUGCGACCGAAGGAAGGGGAAAUUGGAAAAAGUAUGGAGAGGGAAAGGAGCGGCGAACAUGGCGAUGGGCCCAUCGACGGCCAUGCCCGACGCAUCAAACACCACGUUGAGAUGGCCAAUUUUAGCUCAUUUGAUGGGUUGAUGCCUCGUCUGAAUCAGCGAGAUGGUGACCCCUCAAGCAGCGAGAGGUGCUCGGGCCGCAUUUGCCCCGGGCGCUGCGAUUUGGCAUUUACGUUUUAGAGAGUGAG
Effrenium voratum is the source of this 2284-nucleotide messenger RNA. Lineage: Eukaryota; Dinophyceae; Suessiales; Symbiodiniaceae. The record is from the annotation of a GenBank genome assembly.